Molecule: messenger RNA, 3198 nt
Organism: Oncorhynchus masou masou (cherry salmon)
Lineage: Eukaryota; Metazoa; Chordata; Actinopteri; Salmoniformes; Salmonidae
Product: T-cell surface antigen CD2-like
Exons: 7
Coding region: 1057-2013 (318 amino acids)
Source: RefSeq, a predicted model, not a curated record
ACCUGCUUUUCGACUCCAGUGUCAGUCCUUACAGGUCGGGUGAUUGUGGAAGCCAGGUCAUCUGAUGCAACUCUCCAUCACUCUCCUUCUUGGUAAAAUAGCACUUACACAACCUGGAUUUGUGUUGGGUCUUUGUCUUUUCGAUAAAUGUUUUGAAAUUGUGGAAAUUACUUUAAGUACUUUUUCUAAAUAUUUAAUUUAGGUAAUAUUUUGCAACAUCAUACUUUUUUAAUUGAACUUUUUAUAUAGAUUAUUCAUAUCUGAUGUACAUAUAUGGAAAUAAAUACUUUUGCUUAAUAAAUAAUCUUCCUCAGUUUCUUUUAAAGUUGGAAGUAGAAGUGCCUCUUUCAGGGAGGAAUCAGCAUGACCUCUAUUCAAAGCAGAAAAACACAUCCAGGUUUCUCAUUUUGCACUAUUCCAGUUUACAACCUAUUGCUUCAACCUCAGUUGUAGCCAAACUAUUAAUUUCAAGACAGUGAAACGACUUCCAUUGCAUCGUUGAUUAUCUUUUCAGAAAUAACUGAUUUUGAAACAUGUAGAUAAGAAAAUAGGAAUGAUACUUUGCACUGUUUUAGCAAGCUGUGGUAAAGUGGCUAACUGAUGUGAAAAUGAAACGAUCUGAUGCGCAUCAACAGAGCAAGGCAAACCACAGAAGUUAAACUAGGCCCAGAGUGUAAAAUGCAUUGGGUACUUUAGCAGGUUAGAAUUCUAUAUUUUAUAUAAAGUGUUUAAUGACUGUGCUUUGCAGAGCAGCUAAAAAAGAAACGGUUGAAUAUGAACAGCGUCCCACAGCCACACCUAUUAGUGUUUCUACAGCUCAGUAGCUCUGCCUGGCCUGUGAUCAGCCUGCCCUUCAUGGAGAGAAGAAGUGUUAUUGUGUUGUUGACUGUACGUUUGUUUAUCCCAUGUGUCACUCCGUGUUGUUUUUGUCACACUGCUUUGCUUUAUCUUGGCCAGGUCGCAGUUGUAAAUGAGAACUUGUUCUCAACUGGCCUACCUGGUUAAGUAAUGGUGAAAUAAUGUAUACAUUUUUAAAAGUGAAAACGUGAGUUGAACAUGGAGUUCACAAACAUGUCCUCACCCCAUACUCUGAGAGUUUUAACAUCUACUGGUGGGCUUCCAAUGUGGAUGAUGCUUCUUCAUCUCUACAUAAGCUACGUUGUUGCAGAAGACAUCAGAGUAGUUGGACGAGUAGGAAACUCCAUAUUCCUUCACCCUAAAAGGCACUUACACUCUGAGUUCUCUGACAUAAGAUGGAAACAUGAUAAUACAGAUAUGUUAAUAGCUAGAAAUGGUACGCUUGUUAAUUUAAUGGAUAGGUGUGAGAUCUUUCUAAAUGGUUCACUGAAGUUUAAUGAAGGACUGAAAAGAGACAGUGGAAAUUAUACUGUUCAACAAUACAGUGAAAAUGGAGGCCGUUUAUCCGAGCGGCACAUUGAGCUCAGUAUUCUAGAACCUGUUUCCAAACCAAAGGUGAGAACCUCCUGUACUUUUGAUGGGAGAGUUGUUCUGACCUGCUCUGUUGACAAAGGAGACAGAGUUGUGAUGAUCUGGACCGAGCAGCCAUAUGACUGGACAGGGUCCAAUCAGACCUUGAGCUCAGGUCCUGUUCUAUUCCUGGACAGCCAUACGCCUGGAAACCUGACCUGUGUGGCAAUGAACAAUAUAAGUGAGGAAGGCUUCAGCCCAGUUGUCCCAACAUGCAGAGGUCACAGGUCAGCUGUGGCUGCAUUUGGUCUCUUUGCAUUUGCACUGACGACACUGGUCGUCGCCAUUCUACAUUUGAAGAAGAGGCGUCAGAAAAAGAAAAAAGGUCAAAGUCAGACUGAAUAUGUGGAAGAGAACAACUACAUUGAGAUGCGUGGGGAUUUAUGCAACAAAUGGCCACAGGAGGAGACCACAAUCCACCUGGACCAAGACACCUCCCGUUACGAAUUCUGCAGACCUCUUGCACCUGCUUCCAGCCAGAGAAAGAGACGACUAUCACUGGAAUUGAAUGAUAUCUAUGUAUGAAGAACAAUGUGUUAAUGGCAUUACAUUUCAAUAGCAUCGAUUUGUUUUCCAAUGUGAUUAUAACUGAUAAUUUUUUACAAUUCAUUAUGGUAUAUUUCUGCGAUAGAUGUAUUUUUGUUGCAUAGUCGUAGAGCCUAGAGAAGCGACAUAUAGGGCAUUAUUUCACCUGUAUUUUGAUAUUGUAUCAUACCCGUACUGACUUUGUUAUCAGACUGGACCACUAGGUGGAAGCAUUACAGUAUGAUAAAGAAACAGGUGACGAGAGGUGAGAAGAAACAUCACAGGAUUACUGUCAUUACAUCAAUAGUUGUUUCAAAACAUAUGGAAGCUGCUGGGACGACUGUAAAUGAUUCCAUUUCAAACUGUUCUGGUUAUUAUUGUGUAAUGUAUGUUUUUCUUCACAAUGUCCAGAUAAAAGACUCCUGAGUGGCACAGCGGUCUAAGGCACUGUUUCUCAGUGCUAGAGGUGUCACUACAGACCCUGGUUUGAUUCCAGGCUGUAUCACAACCGGCUGUGAUUGGGGGUAGUAGCUAUCUCUCCAGUAAAUGGGUUGGCGUUAAAACCUACAGGAGGGUAGCUCUCCAGUAACAGGGUUGGAGUUAAAACCUACAGGAGGGUAGCUCUCCAGGAACAGGGUUGGAGUGGAAACCUACAGGAGGGUAGAUAUCCAGGAACAGGGUUGGAGUUAAAACCUACAGGAGGGUAGCUCUCCAGGAACAGGGUUGGAGUUAAAACCUACAGGAGGGUAGAUCUCCAGGAACAGGGUUGGAGUUAAAACCUACAGGAAGGUAGCUCUCCAGGAACAGGGUUGGAGUUAAAACCUACAGGAAGUGUCAGGAUUUGGCCAGGGUUGUUCCGGGUUUUGGUCACUAGAUGCCCCCAUUGUGCUUUUUGACCUCAUGUUUUUUCCCUUGUUCCCCAUUAGUAUUUGCACCUGUGCCUCGUUUCCCCUGAUUGUAUUUAAACCCUUAGUUUCCCUCAGUUCUGUGCUCUGUGUUUGUAUGUUAGUAUCCAGCCCUAUUGUUCUGUGUAUUCUUGUCGUUUCCGGUGGAUGCUCUUGUGGAAUUCUGUUUUGUUUUUGAGUAUCUCUUGAGGCUUUUUUGUGCUAUUCCUACCACCUUUUGGAUUUGCCAUUUUUUGUAUUGAAGGACUUCUCCUUUUUUACUUUAUUAAAUACACCGUCU